AGCUGAUCUCUUCGGAGUUACAUGCACGGCUCGGACUUACUUAAGGGGUCAGUCCCACAUUUUCUUGUGACUAUUCAUAGGCCACCCCGCUUUUGCCUUCAUCUUCUGGCCUGUUUGAAACGUCCCGUGGAAUACAUUGUGAAACUGCACAAGAUUCGUUGAUGAAUCUAGACGAGAUCAUCUAGGGCCAAUACGCAUUUAUUACACACAUGUGGAAAAUGUCCUCUACACAUGAAGAAAGUUCAAAUAUGUCUGUUCCCUCUUCCACUUACUCACCACUUCCACCGAAGUCAUAUACACGAAUGAUCCGCCUUUUGCCAGACGAGGAUAAGGACGCCCCAAUCAGAUGCGAACUUUUCAACUACAACCUCUCACACUCAGGCGACGAGGGGCAUCUCUAUGAGGCGCUUUCCUAUGUUUGGGGAAAUCCAGUCACAUCUCAUUCCAUUAUUCUCAAUAGCCGUGGGUUUUUAAUAACAGAAAGCCUUCACACCGCAUUGUUACACCUCCGAGACAGUCAGUUAGAAAGAGUACUAUGGGUUGAUGCGAUAAGCAUCAAGCAGGAUGAUGACAAUGAAAAGAGCGAGCAGAUCCCACUCAUGCGGAUGAUCUAUGCACAAGCCAGACGUGUUAUUGUCUGGCUGGGAGAGGCUCAGGAAUAUGGAGAUAAAGCACUUGAGGUUCUCGGUUCUCUUGGCAGAAAACAGAAUCCAAAGCCAAUAAAUGAAAACGACCGUGAGAGAUGUGAGAAACUUCUACAACGAGACUGGUUUCGCCGCGUCUGGGUACUACAAGAAGUCGGUGUCGCGCAGUAUAUUUCUAUCAUGUGUGGCUCUGUUCAGAUCAAUGGACAUAUUUUCUGUGAGGGUCUGGAUAAUUUGAAGCCUUCUUCCACACUCAUCCCUAGAAUCAGCCCGGUCUCUUUUCUUAUGAAAGGGGCGCUCUUUCGGUCUCAUGGUGAGCAUUAUUCCACUGCUACACUUUCCAUUGGGGAGCUUGUCAGCAUGUACCGGAGUCAUAAUGCAACAAAACAGCAUGACAAAGUCUAUGCAUUACUGGGUUUAAGUUCAGACUCAAAUAGUGCUGCGUUAGUCCCAGAUUAUAAGCUUUCUUGGCAUGAGGUCUUCAGGCGUGUCUCACAACAUGUUUUCCCGAAAUGUUCUGUAGGGAUAUAUUAUGGGUCAGAAACAGCUAUUAUCAAAGGUAAAGGAUGGAUUUUGGGUUAUAUCUAUUCAACCAGCGACUCUCUACAUGACAGUCAACAAACUUUCAAAGUUGCUUUCAAUCAAACUUGCCAGAAGCUGGGAUAUCGUGAUAAGUGGAAGGCUGAAUGGAGUUUACAAGCUUCUGGAGAGUUACUUCAAGAUGGUGAUAUUAUCUGUCUUCUUGAAGGCCUGUCACAGCCAAGUAUACUCAGAUUAUGUGCAGAUUACUACACAGUAGUAACACCUGUGGUACGACCAAAGGUACAGGCACAGCAUGAGAACGACAAUAUGAUAGCUGGUGGAAGCCAUUCUUCAUAUGGUCUUUGUGAUAUUCUUCUAGUCUGGAAGAUAUCCCUGGCUGAAGACAAGGUUAAUCUACAGAGCCCAUCAAAACUCAUUGAUAUUACACCAAACUGUCAUGAGAAGUUUUUUGAGACUGAGCGAAGACUGAAUCAUACAGCAUAUGUUCUGGUAGAUGCUGUUAUGGAGAUAUCAAAGCUCAAAGUUUCUGGAAAGACAGCGUUGGAUAACAUACUAUCCAAGGGCAGGAUAAAAGAUAUGGAUAACCAAUCUCUAUUUCAGGAAAACAAUGAUCUCAGGAGUUUGAAAAUUGCAAUUGAGCAAGCUCUGUGGCAGCAAGUUGAACAUUGCUAUGCCUGGAAAGAGGUGCUCGCAGUUGCAGUACAAGAUUCCGGUCCCUAUGGAUACAUUAUUUCAAGCAUUCUCCUUCAGAAUCUAGGGGAGAGGCUACCGGUCUCUGAAGCGGUGGUCAAGGCGGCCGCA
This is a messenger RNA of Aspergillus ibericus CBS 121593, 1988 nucleotides long. Its product is annotated as HET domain-containing protein. The record is from RefSeq and is a predicted model, not a curated record. The transcript has 2 exons. The annotation marks the transcript as partial. NCBI's taxonomy places the organism in Eukaryota, Fungi, Ascomycota, Eurotiomycetes, Eurotiales, Aspergillaceae.